This is a messenger RNA of Arctia plantaginis, 468 nucleotides long. The record is from the annotation of a GenBank genome assembly. Lineage: Eukaryota; Metazoa; Arthropoda; Insecta; Lepidoptera; Erebidae.
AUGAACAUUUAUUACUGCUAUUCAUGUGGAUAUAGAAAAGUAUUUGAAGACUAUGCAGGUAUAAUACAGCAGAAAUAUCCUGAUAUUUCUGUAAUUGGGGCCAAUUAUGAUCCACCUGGUCUGAAUAUGUAUUUGUCUAGAUUAAUUGGUUUUGGUAAAAUGAUACUUAUCAUGUGCAUACUAAGUGGAGUAAAUAUUUUUGCUUGGUUAAAUAAGCCGCAGCCCGCAUGGUGGAGUUGGUGCCUUGAGAACAAAUUAUAUGCAUGUAUGAUGAUGUUCUUUCUAGCCCAAAUGAUUGAGAGUCAGUUGGUCUCAUCUGGAGCUUUUGAAAUAUCCCUCAACAACAUUCCAUUGUGGUCUAAAUUGGACACAGGGAGGAUUCCGCAGCCACCAGAACUAUUUCAGAUUAUUGACAAUACCUUGCAGUUCUCAAAAAUGGAUCUCCCCAAUAAUAAUUUUGUACAGUAA